Molecule: messenger RNA, 2569 nt
Organism: Cervus elaphus (red deer)
Lineage: Eukaryota; Metazoa; Chordata; Mammalia; Artiodactyla; Cervidae
Gene: HES2
Product: hes family bHLH transcription factor 2
Exons: 4
Coding region: 703-1137 (144 amino acids)
Biological process (GO): regulation of transcription by RNA polymerase II; regulation of neurogenesis; anterior/posterior pattern specification
Cellular component (GO): nucleus
Molecular function (GO): DNA-binding transcription factor activity, RNA polymerase II-specific; RNA polymerase II cis-regulatory region sequence-specific DNA binding; protein dimerization activity
Source: RefSeq, a predicted model, not a curated record
AGUCGGUGAGGGCCAGAGGACUCUACCGAACCGCAGGGGGCUUAGUCCUGCCUGGCCAAUUUCCAGCCGUUGGAGCCGGAGCAAGUUGAGAUCUCUUUCCGGGCCUCGGUCUCCCCUUCCAGCCCCACAGCCCAACUGGUGGGGCGAGUCCCUCCCCGUAGUAGAAACCUGAGCUGAGUAGUAACUCCCUGACGCCGGGGACUUGGGGGUCCCGCCGCCUCUGGGUCCCCUGCCCAGGCCCAGGGCAGGGCUCAGAGGAGCUGCUGAUCUCGAACGAGGGAAGAAGGACGGCGCUGGACAAGGAAGGGCAAGGGCCUGGCCGCAACCUCUUCCCUCCAGCCCACACACACCCCCGCAGGUGCUCUGGGAGGAAGGCGCCCCAGGCCCGCGACCCCGCCGCAGAUGGGACGCCAAGGCCCGGAGAGGGAUCCCCGGGGCUCCGCCGUCCCCCCUCCCGCCCCCACCCCGCGCAGGAACAAAGGCGGAGGUGGGACCCACAGGCGGCCUGACUCCGCGGGGCGGGGCGGGGCGGGCCCGCUGCCUCCUUAAAGCCGGGCUGCGGGCGUGGCGCGCGCACCACUGGCUCCCGCUCGGGUCGUGCACCGGACCUCCCUGCGGGCCUCGGUCUCCGUUCGGUGUCCGCGCGCUCGCGCGCAGGUCUCCACGGGUCGGCCCCGCAGCGGCGCCGGUUUCCCGCCGAGCAUGGGGCUGCCUCGGAGGGCAGGGGACCCGGCGGAGCUGCGCAAGAGCCUGAAGCCGCUGCUGGAGAAGCGGCGCCGCGCGCGCAUCAACGAGAGCCUGAGCCAGCUCAAGGGGCUCAUCCUGCCGCUGCUGGGCAGGGAGGAGCUGCCUCCGUCCUCCGGCCCGACGGCGGCGCCCACACCCUCCGACAGUUACCGCGAGGGCUACCGAGCGUGCCUGGCGCGCCUGGCUCGAGUGCUACCCACCUGCCACGUCCUGGAGCCUGCCGUGAGCGCUCGCCUGCUGGAACACCUGCGCCGGAGGGCGGCCAGCGCCACCCCCGACGGCGGGCGCUCUGGGGACCCCUGCGGCCCGCCAGCGCCCUCCCCGCCGCCCGCCCCCGCGCCCUCACCACCCGAACCUCCCCGGAAUCCGGGUCUCUGGAGGCCCUGGUAGCCCCCAGGGACGUUCUACUGACCCUGCUGACUGCGCGGGAUCAGGAGUGCUGGACAGACUCAGGAAGCUCUUGGAGGCGGCUCCCGUUCCCACCACGACGGACAAGCCUGGUACUUACAACCGGGGCAGGUCCGGAUGUCUGUGAUCUGUGCUGGCAGACAAGUCCACUGGGACUCAGGAAAUAAGGGGAGAGGCCCAGGUUCAGCCCCAGCUUGGGAUGUCUGGGCUAGAAAAAACCUCUUGCCUCAGCAGGUGGAAGGGCUCGGGAGCUGGGCCAGUCACAGCUGCCCCCGAAGCCCACACACCUGCCCCAGCGCUGGCAGCAGCCCAGGGGCUGGGCCAGGAGCUCACCUGAGCCAGGUGCAGCCAUCUGCUCUGACUGGUCACUGCUCUCCCAGCCCCGCAUGAGUCUGCCUCCUCUCCAGCUCAUCCUGGGAACUUCUGGGCAGACGGCAGCAGUGGCCUGAAGGGCUCUGCAGGCGGGGGAGCCUUGACCUCCACUCCUGGCUUCCUGCCUAAAGCUUCCAGUUAAUUAUAGGGACAGUAUGCCACCAGGGCUGUGUGCCUAGAGGUGGGGGCUUCCUUAGGUAGGCUCGGGAAGGAUUUAUUCCCUCAAGCACUAAGUUAACACCUGUGUACCGCACACCAAGCCCCAUGGUCUUGGGGUGUGAAGAGGGAUGCUACAAGAGUGAGGAUGCCCUGUGGCCUGGAGGAAGCUUGCUGCCUUGAAAGGCCGGACCUGGGGCCCAGCACAGAGCCGGUGCUGAUGAGGUUAGCCUGGGGCAGCAGAAACUCAGAGGAUGACAUGGCAGGUUGAGGAACAGGAGUCCACUUUUCUCAUUUUCUCUUUUGAACUGCUCUCUGCUACUGUCAGGACAGAUAAAUGGAAGCAACUUGUUCUUAAGACUUUUCUUGCUUCCCCAUAGAAGCCAGAGAGACUUUGAAGGUCUGGAGGGGAGGGGAAGCUGUGGAUCCCAGCAGUGGGUGCCAGGUGAUCACCUGUUUCCGCCCCCCCCCCAACUCAGUCAUGUUCCCAGCAUCUCCUGGGGCUUCACAGAGCAUUUAUGGGAUAUGGGGAGUCCUCCCUCCCCAUCCCCAGUCCAACAAGCCUGUGUGAGGGACUGGGGCACUGGGGGCAAGAAGAUAGAGCUGAUGGGGGGGUCAUUAAAUUGAGCUAUAUGCCACAGAAACCCGUGAUGACCUAGACACUGACUCCAGUGGCAGGUUUUGGGGAGGCUGCGGGCAUCAUUGAAGAAGUCAGUGUUAAGACAGGAGGGUGAGCUCCUGGCAAGGUGGGCCGUCCUACCACCUGUCUGGGGCAGCUGGCUGGACUGUAUGCUCCUGGAGGGCAGGGCAGAGGCCAAGUGUACCUCUUUGUCCCCAGGGAACUUGGCACGUGGCGGGUGCUCAAUAAACAUCAUGAGCUAAUAAA